GCCGGCGGGCGGCGGCCCCGGGCAGCGGCAGCGGCAGGUAGUUUAACGGUGUCUCCAGGAAGGCAGCACCCAUCGUUCACCAGCCAUGAGGCUUCCUCUGCUCUGCGCCUCUGUGAUGCUAAUGAGUCUGUCCCAGUGCCGAGCUGUCAGCUUUCCUGAAGAUGAGGACCCUAUUAACAUUGUUGACUACCACUAUUCAAGGCAAUAUCCAGUAUUUAGAGGACGCCCUUCAGGCAAUGAAUCUCAGCACAGACUGGACUUCCAACUGAUGCUGAAAAUUCGAGACACACUUUAUAUCGCUGGCAGGGAUCAAGUUUACACUGUAAACUUAAAUGAAGUUCCAAAAUCAGAAGUUACUCCAAGCAGGAAAUUGACAUGGAGGUCAAGGCAGCAGGACAGAGAGAACUGUGCUAUGAAAGGAAAACAUAAAGAUGAAUGCCAUAACUUCAUUAAAGUCUUUGUUCCAAGAAAUGACGAGAUGGUGUUUGUCUGUGGAACAAAUGCAUUUAAUCCUAUGUGCAGAUACUAUCGGCUGAGUACCUUAGACUAUGAUGGGGAGGAAAUUAGUGGUUUGGCAAGAUGCCCAUUUGAUGCCAGACAAACCAAUGUCGCCCUCUUUGCUGAUGGAAAAUUGUAUUCAGCAACAGUAGCAGAUUUCCUGGCAAGUGAUGCUGUUAUUUAUCGCAGCAUGGGAGAUGGAUCUGCCCUAAGAACAAUAAAGUAUGAUUCCAAAUGGAUAAAAGAGCCACACUUUCUCCAUGCCAUAGAAUAUGGGAACUACGUGUAUUUCUUCUUUCGCGAAAUUGCUGUAGAGCACAAUAAUUUAGGCAAGGCCGUGUAUUCCCGUGUGGCACGCAUAUGCAAAAAUGACAUGGGGGGUUCCCAGAGAGUCCUGGAAAAACAUUGGACAUCCUUUCUGAAAGCUCGGCUCAACUGCUCCGUUCCUGGGGAUUCGUUCUUCUACUUUGAUGUUCUGCAGUCUAUCACAGACAUAAUAGAAAUCAAUGGAAUCCCCACAGUCGUCGGUGUAUUCACUACACAGCUCAACAGCAUCCCUGGUUCAGCAGUGUGUGCUUUCAGCAUGGAUGACAUUGAGAAGGUCUUCAAAGGGAGAUUUAAAGAACAAAAAACUCCUGACUCUGUUUGGACAGCUGUACCUGAAGACAAGGUACCAAAGCCAAGACCUGGCUGCUGUGCAAAACAUGGCCUAGCAGAAGCUUACAAAACCUCCAUUGAUUUCCCAGACGAAACAUUGUCCUUCAUCAAAUCUCAUCCUUUGAUGGAUUCAGCUGUUCCCUCAAUCAUUGAGGAGCCUUGGUUUACCAAAACACGCGUCAGAUACAGAUUGACAGCAAUUGCUGUAGACCACGCUGCUGGACCACAUCAGAACUACACAGUCAUAUUUGUUGGCUCUGAAGCAGGAGUAGUACUUAAAAUCUUGGCAAAGACCAGACCUUUCUCUUUGAAUGACAGUGUGUUACUGGAAGAGAUUGAAGCAUAUAACCACGCAAAGUGUAAUGCUGAGAACGAGGAUGACAGAAGAGUCAUUUCCCUUCAGUUGGAUAGAGACCACCAUGCUCUGUUUGUGGCCUUCUCCAGCUGUGUCAUUAGAAUUCCUCUGAGCCGGUGUGAGCGUCACGGGUCAUGUAAAAAGGCAUGUAUUGCUUCUCGGGAUCCAUACUGUGGCUGGUUAGACCACGAGGUGUGUGGGAGAGUGACACCAGGCAUGCCGUUCUCUUUGUUUGUUUCAUACAACCAUAGCACUGGAGGAUAUGUGCAAGAUGUGGAAUAUGGCAACACAGCACAGCUUGGGGACUGCCAUGAAAUUUUGCCUACUACAGCUACACCAGAUUACAAAAUAUUUGGGGACCCAACAUCUGACAUGAAGUUCUCCUCAGCUUCCAUUACCACAAUGGCAAGUAUCCCAGUUAUAUCACCUAGAGUGAUUGGUUCCUGGAAACCUAAAGUGACUGGCUCUCGGAAAUUUGUAGUUCAAGAUGACCCAAACACUUCUGAUUAUUCUGAUCCAUUAUCAGGUGUCCCAAAGGGUGUAAGGUGGGAAGUGCAAUCGGGAGAGUCCAACCAAAUGGUACACAUGAAUGUCCUAAUCACUUGUGUCUUUGCUGCUUUUGUCCUGGGAGCCUUUAUUGCGGGAGUGGCCGUGUACUGUUAUCGGGAUGUGUUUGUACGGAAAUCCAGGAAAAUACACAAAGAUGCAGAAUCUGCUCAGUCCUGUACGGACUCCAGCGGGAGCUUUGCUAAACUGAACGGGCUUUUUGAUAGUCCUGUCAAGGAGUACCAACAAAACAUUGAUUCGCCCAAACUCUACACCAACCUGCUGACCAGCAGAAAGGAAUUGCCACCAAAUGGUGAUAUGAAGUCCAUGAUGAUGGACCACAGGGGCCAGCCUCCGGAAUUAGCUGCGCUUCCCACUCCUGAAUCCACACCAGUUCUUCAGCAAAAGACUCUGCAAGCCAUGAAAAGUCAGUCGGACAAAGCACACAGUAAUCUCAAUGCUUCACGAAAGGAAACCCCACUAAAAAGCCCUCAGUUUUUUCCUUCCAGUCCUCCACCUCACUCUCCUCUGAGUCAUGGACAUAUCCCUAGUGCUAUCGUUCUUCCCAAUGCUACUCAUGAUUACAACACGUCUUUCUCAAAUUCUAAUGCGCACAAGGCAGACAAGAAGAUGCAACAUAUUGAUCAUCCACUUACAAAACCAUCCAGCAAAAGAGACCACAGGAGGUCUGUUGAUUCCAGGAACACCCUGAAUGAUUUUCUGAAGCACUUAAAUGAAACUACUAGUAAUCCAAAAGCAAUUAUGGGAGAUAUUCAAGUGGCCCACCAGACUUUAAUGCUGGAUCCAAUGGGAAAUAUGUCUGAGAUCCCACCUAAAGUUCCCAACAGGGAGGCAUCUUUAUACUCUCCACCAUCAACUCUUCCGAGAAACAGCCCCACAAAACGAGUGGACGUUCCCACCACACCUGCAGUACCGAUGACCUCUUUGGAAAGGCAGAGAGGUUAUCACAAAAAUUCUUCACAAAGGCAUUCAAUAUCUGCCCUUCCUAAAAACUUAAACUCACCAAAUGGUGUUUUGUUAUCCAGACAGCCCAGUAUUAAUCGGGGGGGUUAUGUGACGCCCACAGCAGGCACAAAGAUGGACUACAUGCAAGGAACGCCUGUCAGCGUUCACCUCCAGCCUUCCUUGUCCAGGCAAAGCAGUUACACAAGCAAUGGCACUCUUCCUCGUACAGGAAUAAAGAGGACACCCUCGUUAAAACCUGAUGUGCCACCAAAACCCUCAUUUGUUCCUCAAACAACAUCAGUCAGACCACUGAACAAAUACAGUUACUAGGACGCGUUUGUCCUAAAAAUGAGCGUGGCAUUGACCUGUACAGGUUGUGAGAUGAUGUUGUGGUAGACACAUAAGACAGAGACUUGCUUGUAAUUAAAGAGAACAAAGUGGCCAAAGAAACUGUCUUUACUUCAGCAACAUCUGUGUCUUGCCACAGGUAGCUACAGCAAGACUUUGUGUACUUGCUGAGAGCAAAUGAAAAAAGAAAAACAAAACAAAGGAAAGUGCUGGUCAUUACAUUUCUUUUGUUUGGAGCUAAGGAGACAUGUAGCACAAUGGGGUGGGGGCUACUUUACUGUUCUGAAUAGCUAAAAAAGCAAACAAACAACAAAAAAAAGUUCUUGGGAAAAGAAAUCUGUAAGCAAAUACUUGAAAAAUGGGUUCCAUUUUAGACUGCCAUUAAGCGUGGUCCUUCCCAUUAAAUGUGAACAUUUUAAUAUGUAUGCAUUCACCUUGCCUCUUGCACAAAUGUCAGAAAAUGGUAAUGUCUCAAUGACUAUCUGGGUUAAUAAUCAAUUUGCUGGAAUUCAGUCUCUGGCCCAACUGUAGCAUUUAUUUUUAUUUCUUUUUUCUCCUUGUGUGUGGCAUUUUGUUUGUGCCACAGAUAAAGCUGUGCGUGUGUGUGGGUGUAUGUGUGUACUGUACACACUAGGAUGUGCUUAGAUUCCCAUUGCAUCUUUUAUGCUAUGGAAUUGUUUACAUUGAGCAUGACUGAACAAACAGAUGACUCUGCCUUCUGCAGCCCAUUGGGUUCAGUUUGGCAACAGCCAAGGAAGAACUGUGCGUUGCCGCCAGCCUUCUGCAUGACAGCCUUGAUGAAGUGUUCACCCAGCAAAAAGAGUGCAGAUACCUUUAAUUCUCCAUAACUCUGUUAUGCUGCUAUCGAUUCAGAGCUGUACAUUUCAAACCUAGUCGUUUGGGCUGGGAUGGGGGAGUUCAGCUGUGUUUCCACAUUGCCUCCAUCCACUACCUGGCCACUGUGAACCUGAGCCCCUGUACUUCUCAUUGAGGGCAGCUAGUAACAAUUCUUUUGGCAAAAGCCUGCUUAACUGGAGAAGGUUACACGUUUGUUGCAUUUAAAGAUGCCCUGUAGUCUGAUAGACUCUUGUCAGUGAAGAAAAAAAAAAAGACAGACACAUUAAUUGGCCUGGCAGAAGCAGUCUGUGAAAAAUCAACAGUAGUGCAAUCAAUUUGUUUUUGUUGUUUAAUGUAAGGUUGUUGUUUUUUUUGUUUUUUUUUUUCCAAAGUCAUGCAGGUAAUGACAAUAUUCUGUAAAUAUUAUGUGUGAGUUUACCUGAAUCUGUGCAUUUUGUGCCUUAUUCAUGCAAAUGAUAAAAGUACUAAAAAAACAAACAAAAAAAAACAAAAAAAAAAAAAACAAACUGUCAAGUGUUCUCACUAUAGCACAUAUCUCCUGAGUGCCAGUUGUAAAACCUCUCAACAGCACCCCCCCCCCAAAAAAAAAUAAAGAUAAUAAGCAAGGAUAAUUAACAAUAACUAAAGGCAGCCUACAAUCCAAGAAGACAGCAGCAUUAAAUCACCUUGCCAUGAUAAACAUUCCACUCCAGCUCUCCGAAGGAUCAAACAGUUAUAAUGUGAAAUCAAAUGAGGUUUCUAGGGUAAUGGAACACCUGCUAAAGUUGUGUAAGCUAUUUAGUAGGUUUUACAGUAUCCACUUGCAGCUGAUGUUCAACACAGAUGGCUAUUUUAGCUUGCAAACUACACACUACCACAUUGUUUAUUGAACAUAAGUAUAGAAAUAACCAUGGCAGAGGAAUGAAUUAGCGGGACAAAUAACUGCAACGGGUUUCAGAGAUGGUGGAGAUUUAUGUUAUGUGUUCGAAGGGGAGAAAAGGUUAGUCACUGAAAACUGGAUCUCUUUUACAGAACAAAGAAUAAAGGACAGCAGUAGUCAUUUUUUCUUGCAAGGCUGUAAGGGACAUUUAUUUCCUGAGACCUCUGCAUCCAAAAAUCAAUGAUCUCUCUUCCUAAACACUUAUGUCUUGCAACUAAAACACUACAGAUUAAUAACAUAAAAAUGUACUUGGUUGUCAAGAGACAAAAACUGAUCUGAAUUCACUCUACAAAUAUUAAUUAAUAAAGACUUGUGUGAAAUCGAAAGAUAAAUGUAUGUGAACCCUGAUAACCUCCUGUAACAUUGUGCUGCCUUGUAGAUGGUAAUGUGAGUUCUCUCAGUAUUUAUGUUGAAAUUUCUAACAUUCAACCUAGUCUUCAUUCUGUUAAUUUAAUAAUAAAAGAUGCUUUAUCCAUUUGUGCAAAGGUAAACGCAGAUUGUAUCUUUUUUAAUGGUACGGCAUAAAAAAGUAACCCUUAAAUGAAGCUGCUCUAUACUAUAGAGUACUUUAACAUGUAUAGAUAUCUUGUAAACUUGUAUUGUGGAUGUGUAAAUAAUACGUUCUUUGGGUUUUUAACACCGCAUGUAAAGUGAAAAUAAAAUAUUCCAAUGUAC
Lagopus leucura (white-tailed ptarmigan) is the source of this 5822-nucleotide messenger RNA. RefSeq names its product semaphorin 6D (gene SEMA6D). The coding region runs from base 86 to 3352 and encodes 1088 amino acids. Gene Ontology annotation, biological process: negative regulation of axon extension involved in axon guidance; positive regulation of cell migration; semaphorin-plexin signaling pathway. Gene Ontology annotation, molecular function: semaphorin receptor binding; chemorepellent activity. The record is from RefSeq and is a predicted model, not a curated record. Lineage: Eukaryota; Metazoa; Chordata; Aves; Galliformes; Phasianidae. The transcript has 19 exons.